AUGACCCAGUCGCGCAUCGAAGUGCAUAAUGCGGAUGGCUCGCGUGGCGUGUGGUGCGCGGCUCGUGCCGUAGUCUCCGACUCGGCUGGCCCAUUGCGCACCCUGGAUGGUAGUAGCCGAGGCCUCUGGAAGGUACGCCGCGUCGGCCCCUCACCAAGGUAUGCUGCCCCAUUUCUCCUAUGUGGUGCCUUUUGGCUUGUGGGAAAAUUGGUCGCUUUCUCGUCCUCUUCCUCACGAGUUGAUGACAAGUUAGUUCUUGCCACAUCGGUUUAA
Molecule: messenger RNA, 273 nt
Organism: Mesocestoides corti
Lineage: Eukaryota; Metazoa; Platyhelminthes; Cestoda; Cyclophyllidea; Mesocestoididae
Source: the annotation of a GenBank genome assembly